This is a messenger RNA of Paramecium tetraurelia, 741 nucleotides long. RefSeq lists its product as uncharacterized. The record is from RefSeq and is a predicted model, not a curated record. The transcript has a single exon. Gene Ontology annotation, biological process: DNA-templated transcription. NCBI's taxonomy places the organism in Eukaryota, Ciliophora, Oligohymenophorea, Peniculida, Parameciidae.
AUGAAGUUAAAUGCAUAAUAGUUAUCCGAAAUUAAAUCGGAACUCAAAAAAUUUUCUUCAGCCCAAAUUUCAAAAUCUUAUAAAUUAAUUGCUUAGAUUUAUAAGAGUAAUAUCGAUACUUAAGCAUUAAUUGAAAGUGAGAUAACAAAAAGCAUUGUACGCAUAGGAUAGAAAAAAUACACAGAAGAAGACGAGGAGAAAUAUUCUAAGGCAAUUAAAAUAUGUAGAAAACUAGUGAAAUCUUGGAAACAAUUAAUAUUAUCAAAUUAGCAAGCCUUUACAGAUGAUAUCAAUAAACGCGAGUCUAAGAAAGAUGUGCAGAAAACUGAAUAAAGAUAAAAAGAUAUUAAACGAGAAGAGCCUAUUAUCUAAAAAAAAGUCAGAUUAGAACAAGAGAAAAAGGAAAUCAAACCAAUUUAGCAUAAAAAUGGAACCUCUCAUAAUGCCAAAUAAUAAAACAAUGAUAGUUAAAAUGGGAAUGCCGAAUCUGUUGAUGAUGAUAAAAGAAAAAAGGCGGUUGAAGGAUUAAAGAAAUACUUCUUACAGUAGACUGGAAAAGAAGAGGCGGAAUGGUCAAAAAAGAUUGAACAAACCAUUUAUGAUCUUAACAAAAAAUCAGUUUAGAACUAUAUGGAUAAAGUUAAAUCAGCUGUUAAAUAGAUUGAUAGAAACGCUGAAUUCAGAAAUAGAUUGUUGAAUGGGGAAUAUGAUCUUGUGUCUGAAAUCAAUAAUUUAAAAUGA